GCGUGUUCAAAGUGCAAAGUCAAUAAACCCUCUUAGACUGAAAAUGGCGGACCCUGUGAGCACCUGUGCUUACAACCUGUUGUACCAAGAUCUGAAGAAGUUCUCAAAAAAUGGGGAGCAUUUCUGUAAGGAGCUCAUGACAGUAUUUCAGCAAAGAGCUGAGCUGGAGAUCAGUUAUUCCAAGGGACUUCAGAAGCUUGCUGGAAAACUCAUGAAGGCAUCCAAAGGAAUGAAUGACAAUUCCACAUACCGAGCAUGGUGCCAUGUAUCUGAUGACAUGUACUCUACAGCAGACACACACAGAGCACUAGGAAGUGCUUUUCAGGCAGAGGCAAUUUUAGAAAUUCGACAAGUCAUUGAGGAGCACAACAAGAGGAAGAGACCUCUUGAUAAUGUUGUUGAAAGAAAUGCUAAACUUGUUGUGACGAACUGGAGUGAACAAAUCAAGAUGAAGAAGAAAUUGGUUGGAUUGACAAGAGAGCAUGAGGCCCUGUUCAACUUUGUUGAAAAGAAUACACACAUUUGCACAGAAAAAGAAAAACAGAAGAUGCUGACCAGACUGACAAAGUCUGCUGAGGCCCAGACCAGAACAGAUGAGGAGUACUUCACCAUCAACAUGGAUGGCCAUGAAAUCAGACUGAAGUGGGAAAACACACUGAAAAACUGCUACCAGAUAAUCCAGGAGGUUGAGAAACAGCGGAUAGACGUUCUGUGCAACAUAUUGAGUAAAUACAACCUCCACAUGGCAAGCUUCAGACACACCCUUGUACAUAGACAGAAACAAAUAGAACAAGCCAUCCAGAAAGUUGACGUGGAAAAGGAUAUCCAAAAUCUGGUGGAGGAGACCAGUGUAACAGCAGAGGAGAACAAGGCUAAGUUUCUGAUGACUGAUUAUUUUGAGGAGGACAGUAAGUCAUUGAUGGAAAAAGACAGGAGAAGAGAUGCCAUCAAGUCCAAACUCCAGCGGCUGGGGGACAGUAUCGCAAAAACAAAGAAAGACUGUGAAGGUCUUGAGAGACUGGUGAAGACUUACUCUGAAAACCCAUCGUUCUCAAACAAAAAGAACCUGGAAGAAACGGAACAGUUGAUUGAUGAGACCACUCUGAAACUGAACCUUCUUGAAGCAACUUAUUGCAAACUCUCCAGCACAUUGGCUGAAUUGGAGGGAAAACCUAAGACUUUGCAUCGAUUCAGUGCCAGUAUAACAAAAUGGAAAGAAAAAGAUUGCGAGCACAGUAUUGUUCAGCUGUCCCGUCCAGUCAAAAUCAGAAAGACACCGUUCAGAUCGCGUUUGAGGAGCUCCAUCAUUUACAAAGGACCCCCUCAGAGUGUGACAUCAGCAGAGGCCUCAUCAGUAGAAGUAAACCAAGUCUACACUGCUGUCAUCCAAGAUACUGCAGCCCCAGGGGAAUGUGGCUCUGUCAAUGGAGCCAUGUCCUUGACUGAUGACAAGAAAGGAGGUGCAGAGUGCUGUAGCAUUGGGAAAUGCAGAGCUGUCUAUGAUUUCACAUCAGACAGAGAUGAUGAGUUGAAUAUGAAAGAAGGAGACCUUCUUGACAUCUAUCAAAAAGAAGACAGCGGUUGGUGGUAUGGGAUAUUGAAUGGACAGAUAGGCCAUUUUCCAUCAACCUACAUUGAGGAGCUGCCCAUGUUAAGUGUUGUAGAAACAUCAGAUGUAUGAGUCAGUGUUGGCGCAAAUGGACAGGGUAAAGCAUUGAUCUUGUUACAAGAUUAAAGUAAUACGUCAAUCAACA
Molecule: messenger RNA, 1754 nt
Organism: Oncorhynchus gorbuscha (pink salmon)
Lineage: Eukaryota; Metazoa; Chordata; Actinopteri; Salmoniformes; Salmonidae
Gene: nostrin
Product: nitric oxide synthase trafficking
Exons: 16
Coding region: 44-1681 (545 amino acids)
Biological process (GO): signal transduction
Cellular component (GO): plasma membrane; cytoplasm
Molecular function (GO): protein binding
Source: RefSeq, a predicted model, not a curated record